This is a messenger RNA of Drosophila guanche, 3011 nucleotides long. It is a transcript of the gene pain, whose product is annotated as transient receptor potential cation channel protein painless. Gene Ontology annotation, molecular function: monoatomic ion channel activity; protein binding. The coding region runs from base 71 to 2815 and encodes 914 amino acids. Gene Ontology annotation, biological process: monoatomic ion transport; transmembrane transport. Gene Ontology annotation, cellular component: membrane. The record is from RefSeq and is a predicted model, not a curated record. NCBI's taxonomy places the organism in Eukaryota, Metazoa, Arthropoda, Insecta, Diptera, Drosophilidae. The transcript has 4 exons.
CUUCAUUCGUUCGCUGGAUUUGACAGAAGAAAGUAACGUGCGUGCCAUCAGUGCUGAUCGAUACAGCAAAAUGGAUGUGAAAAACUGCGGCUUCAUCGAUCCGCAGGGACAGCUGAGCGCAGCUCUAGCUAAUCGGGAUAUAAGGGAAUUCCACACGGCCCUGGACAACGGUGCCCUGCCGAAUCUCCAGGACGAGCGACACACGACGCUCUACGAGAAGGCGCUGUCCACACCGGGAUGCGCACAGUUUAUCGAGGCCUGCCUGGCCCACGGCUGCAAUGUGAACUAUAUAAAUCAAAAGCUUAACAAGGCUGCCAUUAGCUAUGCCGCAGACUCGCGGGAUCCAUCGAAUCUGGCCGUGCUGCUGCGCCAUGGGGGAGUCCAGCUGGACCGCAAGUAUAGCCAGCUGACGCCCCUAAACUCGCUGGCCAAGAAUCUCACAGCGGAGAAUGCCUCAAUGGUGGGCUCCUGCAUCCAGCUGCUCCUCGAGCACGGCGCCUCUCCGAAUGUGGUGGACCAGGGCGAGUUCACGCCCCUCCACCAUGUGCUGAAGAACCGGAAGAUUGAGGCCGGCACCAAGAAGGAGCUGAUCGGGCUGUUCCUAACCCAGCCCCAGCUGGACAUUGACAGCUAUCGGAACGGGCAGGUGCGCCAGAUGCUGAAGGAUCAGUACCCGGAACUGUCCCUGCCAGAGCUGCGCGAGCCCGGAGCAGAGAUCGACUGCGAGCGACUUCUCCGCACGCUACGGGAUGGGGACGAGACCCAGUUUGAGCAACAGUUUGCAGAGUAUCACCAGAACGCGAGCGGCAACGCGGACAACCAGCGCAAUGCCAACCAGGAGGAGUAUCUGUCCCUGCUGGAGGAGAGCAUUAAGCGGGGCAAGCAACGAGCCUUCGAGGUCAUCCUCGAAACGGGCAUCAACAUCAAUCAAACGAAAUUGAAUGCGAUCAGCCCCGUGGAGCUGGCCGUGAUCUGGGGCAACCACAGGGCCCUGGACGUGCUCCUGAAGCACCCGCAGCUGAGGCUGAACUCGAAUUCCAAGCUGCUGAACGCUGUGAUCAGUCGUUUGGACGAGCAGCCACUGGACGACUUCUGCGACCACCAGCGCUGCUUGCAGCUGCUGCUCGAGAGCGAUCGUGUGGACAUCAACGAGGCGGACAAGGGUGGCCAGGUGCCGCUCUCCUAUGCGGUGAAGUACCGCAACAUCAAGGUGGCACAGGAGCUACUCAAACAUGGGGCGUACAUUGGGGCCAGAAGCGCGUUCGGGGAUCUGCCCAUACAGGAGAUGGACCCGAAAGUGCUCGAGGAGCACUUCGAUUCCUGCAUCACCACCAACGGGGAGAAGCCCGGCGACCAGGGCUUUGAGAUCGUCAUCAACUACAAGAAUCUGAUGCGACGGCAGCAAGAGUCCGGACAGUCGGACAAGCGGCCAAGCAUUCCGCACCAACUGCAGGACGAGAUGACUCCAAUCGCGUACAUUGCCGAGUCCAAGGAGCUGCGCCACCUGCUGCAGCAUCCGCUCAUCUCGAGCUUCCUCUUCCUCAAGUGGCACCGCCUGUCGGUGAUCUUCUAUCUGAACUUUCUGCUCUACACGCUCUUCACUGCCUCCAUUAUCACGCACACGCUGCUCAAGUUCCACGAGAGUGACCACACGGCCCUGACUGCACUCUUUGGGCUGUUCUCCUGGAUAGGCAUUGUGUAUCUCAUAGUCCGAGAGGUCAUUCAAUUUGCCAUGUCGCCGCUGCUGCACUUCUGGUCCAUCACCAACUUGAUGGAGGUGGCUCUCAUCGUCCUGUCGAUCCUGACCUGCAUGGAGGCCAGCUACGACAAGGAGACGCAGCGCGUGCUGGCCGUCUUCACCAUUCUGCUGGUGUCCCUGGAGUUCUGCCUGCUGGUGGGCUCCCUGCCAGUGCUCUCCAUAUCGACCCACAUGCUUAUGCUGCGCGCCGUCUCCAGCAGCUUCAUCAAGAGCUUUGCCCUCUACUCGAUCUUUGUGCUGACGUUCAGUCUGUGCUUCUACAUACUGUUUGGCAAGCCGCAGGUGGACACGAAGGACAGCACGCCAGAGCCCGCAAAGGAGGGAAAGGACGAUGGGCACUUCAACACUUUUUCGGUGCCCAUCGAGGCGCUCAUCAAGACGAUUGUAAUGCUCACGGGAGAGUUUGAUGCCGGUGACAUCAAGUUCGACAGCGUCUACACCUAUCUGAUAUUCCUGCUCUUCGUUUUCUUCAUGACCAUUGUGCUGUUCAAUCUGCUCAAUGGUCUGGCCGUGAGCGACACUCAGGCGAUCAAGGCACAGGCGGAGCUGAACGGCGCCAUUGUACGCACCAAUCUGCUGACCCGCUACGAGCAAGUUCUCACUGGCCGAGACGGACACGCUGGCUUCAUUGUGGGCAGCGAACCCUUCCGCAGCAUCUGCCAGCGAUUGAUGAACAUCUACCCCAACUACCUGAGUCUGCGGCAGAUCUCGGUGCUGCCCAACGACGGCAACAAGGUGCUGAUACCCAUGAGCAAUGGCUUCGAGCUGCAGCCCCUGCAUGGCAAGAGCCCGACCAGCUUCCAGCAGCUGCCCACGAGCGCCACGCAGAAGAAGCUGCUGGAUCCGCCGUUGAAGCUGCUGCCCUGCUGCUGCUCCGUGCUGACCGGCCAGUGUUCCCAGAUUGAUGGCCGGACCGUGAAACUCGCCCUGGCCCUCAUCGAUGAGAAUUCCAGUGCGGAGCAGAGGCGUCAGCGGGACCAGAUUAACGAUCGACGGCUGCAGAUCAUCGAACAGAAACUGGACCAUCUGCUGCAAGUGCUGCAGGAGCGCACUUAGUCGGGCUCUGCUGGGGAUUGGGGGACUCAGCUAUAGUAUUUAUUUAAUGAGUAAUUAUUUAGCAUUUAACAUAUGUGUGUAUAACCCGCAUUCAAAGCAGACUCGCAGCUUAAGUUAGUCAGAAAUUGUUUUUAUUAACAUACGAAUAAUGAAAUUGAACAAAACCCUUAAUAAUUUGCUUGUUGUCAGUAAGUAA